This is a messenger RNA of Aspergillus luchuensis, 1521 nucleotides long. Its product is annotated as FAD-dependent oxidoreductase. The record is from RefSeq and is a predicted model, not a curated record. Gene Ontology annotation, molecular function: FAD binding; monooxygenase activity. NCBI's taxonomy places the organism in Eukaryota, Fungi, Ascomycota, Eurotiomycetes, Eurotiales, Aspergillaceae. Bases 1 to 1521 code for a protein of 506 amino acids. The transcript is spliced from 3 exons.
AUGACUCCCCACCACAAGCUUAUCCCCACGUCCACCAACACCUUACCUACCUACACCUCAAACCUCAAAAACAACAACCAACCAACCAUGAAAAUCAUCAUCAUCGGCGCCGGCAUCUCCGGCUGCGCCGCAUACCUCACCCUCCGAAAACACCUCCCCCCACCACCCCCCUCAUCACCUUCCCAAGACCACGAAUUCACCAUCUACGAAGCAUACCCCUCCCCCUCCUCCCCUAACCCCCCUAACCCCACCAACAAAAUAACAGUCGGCGGCGGCCUCGGCAUCGCCCCAAACGGCCUGCGCGUCCUCGAACGCCUCGACGAGAGCAUCCUCCGCGACGCCGUCACCAGCGGCUACAUGCUCGACCACACCAACCUGAAAGAUAAGCACGGGAAGACACUAAUCCAACUGCCAUCAUCAAGCAGCAGCAACAGCGGAAGUAAUGAAAGUAGUGGAAGUAACAAAGCACUCCACCUCCUCGGCACAAGCCGGCACAACUUCUGGCUCUGCCUGCACAGGCGCAUCCCGGAGAACGUCAUCGUGUAUAAUAAGCGCGUAGCGAGGGUGAUUUCCCAUCCUACCCAGCGGAAUACGGUCACGUUCGUGGAUGGGAGUGAACCUGCGUAUGCGGAUUUGGUGAUCGGGGCGGAUGGGUUGAGGAGUGUGGUUCGACAACAGAGUAUACUUGAUGGUGAGGGGGAUGGGCCGAGAUAUGAAGGCCUCAUCGGCAUCGGCGGCUUCCUACCCACACACACCAUCGGUGGUAUAGAACCCGGCUCCCUAAACCUCCACUUCAGCGGGACAGGCUUCUUCGGCUACUUCUAUGCCACCAGCUCAUCUACGUCCCCGACUCGCUCCUCAGCGUAUCAUGUUUCCGAACCGGGGGAUACCUUGGUUUGGUGGACGACCUACUCAACACCUACUCCUCCCGACGGGAGGGAUGUAGAUGUGGAUGAUGUGAAAUCCCAAUUGAAAUCGAGAUUCUCCACUUGGACUGACCCCCUUGUGCUCCACAUUAUCAACUCCGUCGAGGUGCAGACCAUGUGGCCUACCUUUACCACUCCUGAGCUUCCGACGUGGGAGAGGGAGGGUGUGGUGUUGGUGGGGGAUGCGGCGCAUGCGUUGCCCUCGACGUCGGGCCAGGGGGCGAGUCAGGCGUUGGAGGAUGUGGAGGCGUUGGCGAGGCUGCUGGGGCAUGAGGUUGGGGUUUGGUAUCAGGAACAAGUGUUGGGGGGCAUGUCUGGGGGAUCUGGUGGUGGGGUGGAGGGGGAGAAGAGGGCGAUUCAGAUGGCGUGUAAGAGGUAUGUGGAGAUGAGGAUGCCGAGGGUGAAGCGGAUUUUGGAUACGGCGAGGGGGAUGCAGAAUAGUAAGAGGGAUAUGGGCGGGUGGGGGGAGUGGGUGAUGUAUUGGGUUAUGUGGGUUAUGGGGUUCUUUCCUGGGUUAGUUGCAAGGCAGCAGCAGGAGGUGUUUGAUUAUGAUUUGCCUGCGGAGGUGGAGCGGGUGUUGGAUCGAGGAUUGUAG